Mya arenaria is the source of this 3283-nucleotide messenger RNA. RefSeq lists its product as uncharacterized. Gene Ontology annotation, biological process: base-excision repair; base-excision repair, AP site formation; nucleotide-excision repair. Bases 207 to 2459 code for a protein of 750 amino acids. NCBI's taxonomy places the organism in Eukaryota, Metazoa, Mollusca, Bivalvia, Myida, Myidae. The transcript has 17 exons. Gene Ontology annotation, cellular component: extracellular region; nucleus. The record is from RefSeq and is a predicted model, not a curated record. Gene Ontology annotation, molecular function: 8-oxo-7,8-dihydroguanine DNA N-glycosylase activity; damaged DNA binding.
CCUUAUCAUCCACUUUUCUGAGUUUUCCGUGUAAAAUUGCGGAAAUUCGAUUAGACAGAGCCCUUGCAUGUGGCCAAAACUUCAGAUGGAAGCAGACAACACAAGGGGAAUGGACAGGGGUUAUUGGCAAUGCAGUAUGGCGAUUGAAGCAGUCUGAAACAGAGAUUUUCUACCAAACCUUCCGCAACGUUCACUCCACAUUGCCAAUGAUACACCCAAUGCACAAGUUUUCUUCGGAGGACAGCUUAGAGAGCUGCUGCAAGUGUGUUUCAUAUGGCAAGAAAUCUGAAGACAUUAUGUGCAAUUGCCAAAAAACUGACUUAAAUAUUCUAAGAGAUUACUUACAGCUUAAUGUCAGCUUAGAAAAUAUGUAUGAACUGUGGUCAGAAAGUGACGAAAACUUCAGAAAUGUUGCAAGAACUUUUACUGGUAUUAGAAUGCUAAGGCAAGACCCGAUUGAAUGCCUCUUUUCCUUCAUAUGUUCUUCUAAUAAUAACAUUUCACGGAUAACAUCUAUGGUAGAAAAACUGGCUUCUAAUUAUGGCGAAAAAAUAAUGGAAUUAGAUGGUCAGGAGUACUUUUCAUUUCCACAAGUGUCGUCAUUGGCAAAAGAUGGGGUUGAAGAGCGUUUAAGAACCCUUGGGUUUGGAUACAGAGCUAAAUAUAUACAGAGGUCUGCUGAAUACAUAAUAGCACAGGGUGGGGAAAAAUGGCUGUAUGACUUACGGGAAAUGGACUAUCCAGAUGCAAAGGCUAGCUUGCUGAAAUUGUGUGGAGUUGGGGCUAAGGUAGCUGACUGUGUGUUACUGAUGUGUUUGGACAAGCCGGGAGCCAUUCCUGUGGACACCCAUGUAUGGCAGAUAGCUGCACGAGAUUACAUGCCAAAGCUGAAGCAAGCAAAGUCUCUCACUGAUACACUGUAUAAUGAGAUUGAAACUAUGACGAUUACAAAACCUACGGAAGUGAUACUAACAAAGCGAAGAUGCGCCAAAUGCGAGGCGUUGGCGGCCGUUUUGGACACGCCACCUUGGUUGCUAGGGGGUGUGGUUAAUAAAGGCCCAAGGUCACACGAAAGUUGGUGCCAAAGAAGAGCUCGGUAUGAGGCCUAUAACUAUGAAUCGAAGAUGUCGGACAAGAAGUUUAUCGAUGAGAUGGUGAAAGCCCACAACGAAUACAGAUCCAGACAUCAGGCAAAAGAUCUCAAACAUGCGAAGGACCUGACGGAGUUUGCUCAGAAGUGGGCCGACCACCUCGUGGCUACCAACAGUUUUGAGCACAGCAAUUGUGAUUUGAAAGGCGAAAGGCUUGGAGAAAACAUUGCCAUGAAGUGGUCGUCAAGGCCCGAUGCUUAUUCUGGUCAAGACGCGACAGACCAAUGGUACAGCGAGGUCAAGCAGCACACAUUUGGGGGUGAACCUCGCACUCUAUCCUCGGGACAUUUUACUCAGGUUGUUUGGAAAGGCAGCAAAGAAAUGGGUGUCGGCAAGGCCCAGUCAAAGGAUGGAAAGACCAUCGUUGUUGCAAGCUACAGACCUGCAGGAAACAUGGGGGGAAAAUUUGCUGAAAAUGUUCUUCCCCCGAAGGACGGGAAAAUUAUACUGCCUGUGCAAAAAGACACCAGCAGCAGUGGCGGACCGUUUGCAAGCAGAUUCGGCGAUGGAGGUGCCUCUGGAGGUACCGAGCGAAAAACCACCAAGACAAUCACCCGAACGGAAGGUGGAGUGAAAAAGACAAUCGUAGAGGAAACCAUAAUCAAAGCUGACGGAUCCAAGGUCACGACGACACGGGAGACAACUUCCACUGAUGGCGGUGACGCUGGACGUUUCAAGGGUGACGAUGACUUCGAGAAACUUGCCCUCUCGGAUGACAAGUUAAAGAGUAACGGUUCAAAAAGCAAGAGCAAGAGGCGAGACUCGAGUUCCUCUUCUUCAUCAUCUUCUGACGACGAGAAAAAGAAAUCAAAGGACAAAAAAAAGGAUAAGGCUGAUAAACCACAGAAAAUCAAAGACUUUAUUGAUGAGGCUGUGAAGGUUCAUAAUGAACUAAGAUCUAAACACGGUGCUAGCAAGCUGAAGCAUGCCAAGGAUUUGUCAGAAUUUGCACAGAAGUGGGCGGAGAACCUUGCAUCAAAGAACGCCUUCCAACACAGUGAUUGCAUGCUGGGUGGCGAGAGGAUAGGAGAAAACAUUUGUUGCAAAUGGUCAUCCACGGGGGCUGACUACACCGGACGCGAGGCCUGUGAGCAAUGGUACAGCGAAAUUUCCAAACAUGACUUUUCAACUGAGCCAAGGAGUCUAGGUUCAGGUCACUUCACCCAGAUGGUAUGGAAAGGAUCCCGUGAGAUGGGUAUCGGCAAGGCCAAGACGUCAAAUGGCAAGGUCAUUGUCGUGGCCAACUACAGACCUGCUGGCAAUAUUGUUGGACACUUUGUGGAAAAUGUUGCCCCAUUGAAGAAAUAAGUGUGGUCAUUGACAAAGCCAUUACACAAGAAGUAUUGCUAUGGCCAAAUAUCGUCCUACUGAGAAAAUUAUUGGACAAUUAAGGGAAAUUUUGCGCAACGAAAGAAAUGGUUUAGUUUACAUAUUUUUGAUUAUAUUACUGAAACUUCGAUCCAGUUAAACACAUAUAGAUGUGUAGCACCAAUGACAGAAUGUAGGCUAUAUAAAAGUGCUAUUUUUCGUACAUAUUGCUUUGGUUUUCGUCACCAGAUAUUUAUUAUAUAAAUGGUGUUGUCUUAUUUGCGAGUAAUGAACAAACGCUUUCUUUUUCUUACUGCAUAUCAUGUGGCUUUGAAAUAGUGUUAGGAAAUAUUUAGAAGUAAUAGCGUUAUUAUAAUACUUAUGCAUUUAUUUCUAUAUAACUUAUCUAUGUGUACAUUCCAACAACUGAGGCUUGCACAUGCCCUUGAAACAACCUCAAUACAUGACGUAAUGUUGUGGGUUUUACUUUGAAUUUUGGUUGUACAUUAAUCUUAUAUUGCACUAUAAAAAUUUACCCUUCUAAAUUAUCCUACAACUGGAUAAAACAUGUUUUUAAAGUAGUUUAAUGUGAUUUUAUGUUUAACUUAUUUAUCAAUUCAUUCCAAUAUAUAUAUAUUUUCUGAUAUUAUUUUUAAAAUAUGCCAUGUAAUAUUGUGUUUUAACAUUCCAUUUUAACUUGUAUCUUUACAUUUCAUUUUAACUAUUUCUUUCAUAUCCGGAUUUUAACAUUCUAUAAGAACUAAUACUGUUAUAAAAACAUCUGUGUUCGUCCAUUAUAUUUGAUAAUAAACACAUAACUGAUA